UCCUCGUGGCGGCCAUUUUGCUGCUCUCGGGUGUGCCGGGGCGGGACUGAAGUGACGGAACUGUCAAGGUGCAGAAGUCGUUGUACCCACGGCAGAGAGGCGGGCCCGCGGGUGGCGACGCCGCCCGGGCUGCCCCGCGGCGGGGCCGGGACGGGGACCGCCGGCCCGGGUGUCCGCUCCGCCCACAGAGUCCGAUGGCGGCGGCCGCGCCCAGGGACCCGGCUCAGGAUAGUGUGACCUUUGAGGACAUUGCUGUGUACUUCUCCUGGGAGGAGUGGAGGCUCCUUGAUGAGGCUCAGAGAUGCCUGUACCACGAUGUGAUGCUGGAGAACUUUACACUUAUAUCCUCACUGGGUUGCUGCUGUGGAGCAGAGGAUGCGGAGGCACCCUUUGCACAGGGCACUUCUGUAGGCGCGUCACAGGCCGGGACGCCCACGGCAGCUGUGUCUUCCCGGAAGACCCACCCCUGUGAGAUGUGUGGUCCAGUCUUGAGAGACAUUUUCCACUUGGCUGAACACCAGGGAAAAGAAAACAGCCAGAAACUGUUAAGGUGUGGGGCGUGUGGGAAACGAUUUUAUUGCAGUGCAAAGUUUCAACAGCAGCAGGAGCAGCACGUGGGAGAGAAACCGUUUAGAUGCAGUGUGGACAAGGCAUCUUUUGUGAAGAGCUGCAGAAUCCAUGAUUCAGGAAAGCCGUCUACCUGUGGAGAGGUUGAGAAGAACUUCCUGUCUGGCUCAAGGCAGCUGCAGCAAGAGGCCACUCACACUGGGGAGAAACCACACACGAUCACCCAGUGCAGGGCAACUUUACAAAGCAGAAAAAGUUAUCAUACCUGGGGAGAAUGCAAGAAAGCCUUCAGUCCCAAACACACGCUUGUUCAGGACCACUGUUUUGUGUGCAGUGAAUGUGGGAAAACAUUCAGGUACAAAUCUUCAUUUGCUAUACACCAGAGAUUCCAUACUGGAAAAAGACAUUAUGAGUUUGGUGAAUGUGAAAAAUCCCUUAGGCAGAGCUCAACCCUCAGUCAACAUGGAAAGACUCACACUGGGUCCAGGCAAUACAAGUGCAGCAGAUGUGGGAAAUCCUUCAGCCACAAAUCUGUCCUCAUUUAUCCCCAGAGAUGGCACAAUGGAGAAAACAGUUAUGUGUGCAGUGAAUGUGCAGGAUCUUUUAGCCAUAGCUCAGUGUUGAUUCCAUGUAGAGUUCAAACUGGUGAAAGGCCUUAUAAGUGUAGUGACUGUGCAAAAUCUUUCACCUCUAUCUCUGCCCUCAGUUAUCAUCAGAGAUCGCACACAGGGGAGAGGCCUUAUGAAUGCAGUGAAUGUGGGAAAUCUUUUAUCUCUAGAUCUGACCUCCGUUAUCAUCAAAGAGUUCAUUCUGGAGAAAGGCCUCAUGAAUGCAGUGAAUGUGGGAAGUCUUUUAUCACUCGUACUGCUCUCCGUUAUCAUCACAGAGUUCACACUGGAGAAAGGCCUUACGAGUGUAGUGAAUGUGGCAAGUCCUUUACUCGAAGAAAUAACCUCAUUAUACACCUAAGAGUUCACUCAGGUGAAAGACCUUAUGCGUGUAGUGAAUGUGGGAAAUCUUUCACCUUUAGCUCCAGCCUGCGUUACCACCACAGAGUUCACACUGGAGAAAGGCCUUACGAGUGUAGUGAAUGUGGAAAAUCUUUUAACAAUAGGUGGACACUCAUUCGACACCGGAGAAUUCACACAGGAGAAAAGCCUUAUGUUUGUAGUAAAUGUGGGAAAUCUUUUACCUGUAGCUCCACACUCCAGUAUCAUCAUCGAGGUCACCUUGGAGAAAGACCUUAUGAAUGUAGUGAAUGCGGGAGAUCUUUUACCACUAGUUCUGCCCUCCGUUAUCACCAGAGAGUUCAUACUGGGGAAAGGCCUUAUGAGUGUAAUGAAUGUGGGAAAUCUUUUAUUUCUAGGUCAGACCUCCAUUAUCAUCAUAGAGUUCAUUCUGGAGAAAGGCCUUAUGAGUGUAGUGAAUGUGGGAAAUCCUUUAUCCGAAGAAAUAACCUCAUUUUACAUCAGAGAGUUCACACUGGAGAAAGGCCUUACAAGUGUAGUGAAUGUGGGAAAUCUUUUAACAAUAGGUGGACGCUCAUUCAGCACCAGAGAGUUCACACGGGAGAAAAACCGUAUGUGUGCAGUGAAUGUGGGAAAUCUUUUACCUGUAGCUCCACACUCUGUUACCAUCAAAGAGUUCAUGAAGGUAAAAGGCCUUAUGAAUGCAACGAAUGUGGUAAAUCUUUUACCUCCAGUUCCACUCUCCGCUAUCAUCAGAGAGUUCACACAGGAGAACGGCCUUACAAGUGCAGUGAAUGUGGGAAAUCUUUUACCUUUAGUGCCAGCCUUCGUUAUCAUCACAGAGUUCACAGUGGAGAAAGGCCUUAUGAGUGCACUGAAUGUGGAAAAUCCUUUAAGGAUAGAUCACAAUUCAAUAAACACCGGAGAACUCACACAGGAGAAAGGCCUUAUGAGUGCAGUGAAUGUGGAAAGACUUUCAGCCAAAAAUCUUCCCUAUCAAUACACCAGAGAAUUCAUAAUAGCGAACGGUCUUAUGAGUGUAGUGCCUGUGGGAAAUCUUUUACAUCUGUCUCUGGCCUUGGUUAUCACCAUAGAGUUCAUAGGGGAGAAAAGCCUUAUCAGUGCAGUGAAUGUGGGAAAUCUUUUACCAAUAGCUCAAUACUGAUUCGGCACCAGAGAGUUCACACAGGAGAAAGACCUUACGUGUGCAGUGAAUGUGGAAAAUCUUUUACCAGUAGCGCUACCCUCUCUUAUCAUCAGAGAGUUCAUGCAGGUAAAAGGCCUUAUGAAUGCAGUGAAUGUGGGAAAUCAUUUACGUCCAGUUCCACCCUUCGUUAUCAUCAGAGAGUUCAUGCAGGAGAUAGACCGCAUGGGUGUAGUGAGUGUGGGAAAUCUUUUAUCUCUAGCUCCAAACUACGUUAUCAUCAGAGAGUUCACACAGGAGAAAGACCUUAUGAGUGCAGUGAAUGUGGAAAAUCCUUCAGGGAUAGUUCCCAAUUCAGUCAACACCGGAGAGGUCAUACUGGAGAAAGGCCUUAUGAGUGCAGUGAAUGUGGGAAAUUUUUUACACGAAAGUCUACCCUCUCUCAACAUCAAAGAGUUCACAGUAGAGAAAGGCCUUAGGUGUGCAGGGAAUGUGCAAUUUCCUAUUCACUGUAACAACACCGGAGGGAACUCUGAGGAGCCAUCUCUCUGAACUGAAUCUCAGACAUCUAAACAUGCACAGUGGGAGAUCCCUUGUAAGUUUCAGUAAUGUUGUAGGCUUGUGUAAAUAUGUUGCACUUUCUAAACUGUCCAGGGCUCUCUAAAUUUAGCCCACUGCUAGAUUUUUUUUUAAAAGAUUUUAUUUAUUUAUUUGACAGAGAUAGAGACAGCCAGCGAGAAAGGGAACACAAGCAGGAGGAGUGGGAGAGGAAGAAGCAGGCUCAUAGCAGAAGAGCCUGAUGUGGGGCUCGAUCCCAGAACUCCGGGAUCACGCCCUGAGCCGAAGGCAGACACUUAACCGCUGUGCCACCCAGGCGCUCCCCACUGCUAGAUUUUGUGACCAAAGCCUUUCACCUCUCCUGCCUGGGAGGUCCGCAAAGUGUGCAGCAGUCACCUCCACGGAGUAUUCAGGGAAGCUGACCUUUGUUCUCUUAUGAGUUAGAACAGGGUAGGAGUAACCUGAGCCCUUAGGGUCAGUUUCCCCAUCUCCUUAACUACCUUGGGUAUGGACCUGAAUCACUGAUGACCCAGGGUUUAUGAGUUUGGCUGGCAGCUUACAGAGAAUGACUGCCUUUUUCAGGGACGUGUUAGUCUCAUGUGACACUUGUGAUGAGUUUUUCCAGCUUCCAAGUCCCAAACAGUAAUUGUCUGCCACACAUUGCUUUGGCUUAUGUGGUGAUCAAGGCCUUACUCUUUAAGUCCUCUUUCAUCUUGGAUGCUGUACUUACUCUGUGGGGUAGUUUAUGUAUGGAUAUGGGCUCAGCAAGCAUCGCUGGGUGAACUUUUUAGGAGUCUCAGAUUGCCUGUGCUUGAGGAGGGGGAGGAGGAUGGUAGAAAAUAGCUUGCCAGUUUUGACCAAAUUUGCAUUGCUGCCCCACGACCUCUGAAAAAGUCCAGGGCUUUCUGGUUUUCAUUUGAGAUCUUGAUGCUUUGUGUUUUAGGAGUCUCAGUGAUGACCCCAAGGAGGGGGCAAGUGUGAAACCCUCAGAUGCUUCUGAAAAGAGCAUGAAUUUUUUUUCCCUUACUCAAAGGAGAUACCACAGGGGAUGUCAGCACUGUUGAGGGAUUAUCUUUCCCAGCUUUACAAACAGCCAUGUGCCCUGAUGUCCACAGUCUUAUUGGGCUAGUGUUACUGGUUAUAAGACCACAGUGGGCAAAGGAAACCAUAAUUGGUACAGAAACACUGGCUUAAUAGGAAGUGGAGGAGACUGCAGCCAACUAGAUGCAAUGUGCCUCUUCUAAAAAUGGAUCCCGACAAGUUUCUGUGACAGUGACUGCAGAAUCAGUGUGUAUACAAAUCUCAGGACAUCCAGGCAUAUUUAUCUUGUGUGGGUAAAGUCGUUAUCAGAGAAAAAAAUAAAAACUAAAAUAAUCAAAAGUUCUGUGGUUUCCUGUCAGUGCUGUCUGCCUCAAAGCCACUACCACACUGGUGGGAAAAAAGAUAAAGGAGGAUCUGUAUUCCUGAGAUAUGGCACUUAUGACCCAGGAAGCAUUCCUGUUCAUUAUAUGGAAAUAUUCUUCAUUGUUGUCCACAUUUGCUGCCCCUGAGGUAAUAUCCCCACAGGCAUGAGAAAGAGAAAUGGAGUCAGUGUGGGGUUGUCAAACCUACUUUACAAAAAGAGUGGGACAUAGAUAUUUUAUCUUGAGCCAUUUUUAAGGCUUUAUUGAGGUAUAGUUUAUAUGUACUAACCUGCAUAUAUUUACAGUAUAAUUUGGUAAGUUUUGACAUAGUUACAAACUUCUGAAAUCAUCAUCAUGGUCUCAGUAAUGACCAUAUCUGUGACAUUAUGUUUACCUCAUGUCCUUUUAUAAUCUCCCUUGCCCCUGAUUUACUUUCUCUUAACAAUAGAUGGAUGGAUACCUUUGAAUUUUUUGAA
Ailuropoda melanoleuca (giant panda) is the source of this 5116-nucleotide messenger RNA. RefSeq names its product zinc finger protein 418-like. The coding region runs from base 195 to 3158 and encodes 987 amino acids. NCBI's taxonomy places the organism in Eukaryota, Metazoa, Chordata, Mammalia, Carnivora, Ursidae. Gene Ontology annotation, cellular component: nucleus. The record is from RefSeq and is a predicted model, not a curated record. The transcript has 3 exons. Gene Ontology annotation, biological process: regulation of DNA-templated transcription.